AUGAAUCCAGUUGACCAUCCUCACGGUGGUGGUAACCAUCAACAUAUUGGUAAGGCUUCUACUAUUUCUAGAGGUGCCGUUUCUGGUCAAAAGGCCGGUUUGAUUGCUGCCAGAAGAACUGGUUUGUUACGUGGUUCCCAAAAGACCCAAGAUUAG
This is a messenger RNA of Saccharomyces eubayanus, 156 nucleotides long. RefSeq names its product 60S ribosomal uL2 domain-containing protein (gene RPL2A). Gene Ontology annotation, cellular component: ribosome; cytosolic large ribosomal subunit. The record is from RefSeq and is a predicted model, not a curated record. NCBI's taxonomy places the organism in Eukaryota, Fungi, Ascomycota, Saccharomycetes, Saccharomycetales, Saccharomycetaceae. Gene Ontology annotation, molecular function: structural constituent of ribosome; RNA binding. The transcript has a single exon. Gene Ontology annotation, biological process: cytoplasmic translation. Bases 1 to 156 code for a protein of 51 amino acids.